AUGGUGGUGUUUGUUGACUAUGACCAUGACCUCGGCAACCGUACGCCUAAGGGCCCGGAUGCAUUCCAACCAUACAUCGAGCCUGUGAAGCCGGCGCUUUCAAAGCUAAGCGUUGGCUUCGAAGUCGAGAAGCCUGCUGAAGCUUCAUCGGACGCUCCAAGCACCGCUGAGCAGCAUUCCGUUCGGGAUGCGUUCUCAGUAGCUCUAGGCUGCUAUCCGAUAGCCAAGGAGAUUGCACGCGCAGUCGACCUUAACACGCUGUAUGCCCUGUCAGGGACGUGUCGGCAGUUCUAUGCGAAUCUAUUUCCGUACCGGAAGCAGCUCGCCAAGCAGACUCUACGUUGCGAGAAUGAAUACAUUGAAACUCUUUCGGAUAUGCUGCACAGCGGUACCGCGAUUCCUGAUGGCGUCAAGUCGGUGAUUCGACUGCUCAGUCGGGGUGCGCUGAGCACUGGGCAACAACUCACGAGCGGCAAGAUCGCGAAAUGUGCUCGUGAUAUGGUUGCCGAGUGUCGGGGAUGCUCGAAGGUUGUCUGUCGGAACUGUACGGCCAAACCCCCGAACAGCGCGACUCUGAAGAACCGCAUCCGCCGACUAUGUACCACCUGCCGGAAAGCACCGCUGAACAGCCUCAUCUCCCCAUCCCUCCACGCUCCUAUACCUUCAGUAUCCGAUUCCACUCAGUCUGCCGUCUUCUUACGGGAUACAUGCACCUGCCAGGACGUCCUUUGGCUGUGCAAUCAAUGCGGCCAGAAACUCCGUAGGAAUGAUACUACCUACCGCCGGGUGUGGACCUGGCGCACCCGGUACAGCACAUACCUCGGCGGACUAGGAACCGGAAUUGGCGAAGGCUGCCAGGGCGUCAAAUGCGGUCGCGGCGAGAGCUGCCUUGCGGCGCAGGAAAUCGAGCUGGAAGUAGAGUGCGAGGCAGACGAGUCUAUGUCCCACAGCCCUCCCGAAUACGGCUACCAUUUCGGACAUCGAUUCGAUCAGGACCAUAGUUCUCAUAAUCACUCUGGUCAGAGGUGGGUAGACCCCGAUGAAAAAGAGCCCGGGUAUCUACGCCAGGAAAUUGAUGGAAUUGGAGGGAGAGUGAAACAGAGGGCGAAGAAGAGGGUCUUGGUAGGUGCCUGUGUGCCGGAGUAUGAGGAUGAAAGGGAUACGGGAGAUUAUCUCACCCGUGAGGAAGAUGGAUUGCACCGAAGUUGGUGCGGUUGGUGUUGGAGGGUCGUUCCUGCUAAGCAGGAGGCAUCUGCUGUGCAGGUGUAG
Messenger RNA from Aspergillus mulundensis, 1269 nucleotides. RefSeq lists its product as uncharacterized. The transcript is spliced from 3 exons. Bases 1 to 1269 code for a protein of 422 amino acids. Lineage: Eukaryota; Fungi; Ascomycota; Eurotiomycetes; Eurotiales; Aspergillaceae. The record is from RefSeq and is a predicted model, not a curated record.